Messenger RNA from Ixodes scapularis (black-legged tick), 3647 nucleotides. RefSeq names its product high affinity copper uptake protein 1 (gene Ctr1A). The record is from RefSeq and is a predicted model, not a curated record. Lineage: Eukaryota; Metazoa; Arthropoda; Arachnida; Ixodida; Ixodidae. Gene Ontology annotation, biological process: copper ion transmembrane transport. The transcript is spliced from 6 exons. Gene Ontology annotation, molecular function: copper ion transmembrane transporter activity. Gene Ontology annotation, cellular component: membrane. Bases 391 to 1131 code for a protein of 246 amino acids.
CGAGUAGAAUAGGUAGGUUUUCGAACACCAAGGUGCAAAACAUGUACUCGAGUGAGAUCGAGAAAAUGUUGGAACACAUCCGGGCCUGACGUAGAUCCGUGGCCUUUGGCGAUUGUGGAUUGUGGUGAUUGCGGCGAUUGGCGGUGCUUGACUUCCUUCCCUUUCUGCUUUCGUGCUUAGCUCGCCGGCCUUCAGCUUUUUCUUCGUAGUACUUAUCGUAAGAUCCGUGUUUGUGUGGUCGCUUGUGCAUUGUGCCUUCGCGUCGCUUAACCUCUCGGUCGCGAACCCCGAGUACCUGGAAUUUCGUCCGCAAAGGUGUCCCCAUCAGUCUCGUUAAAUCUUGACUGCAGCGAGCCGGGCUCAGCAUUACAGCUUGUGGGCCACCGAUCUAUGGCAGCUCUUGCUCAUCAAGACACAGGAAUGGCCCACGACCACCACGGACACGGUGGCAUGCACGACCUCGUAAACGCAACAUCCGGUCCCAUGGUGACCACCCCGCUUCAGGCGAUUCUGACGGCAGUGCUGGCGUCCACAGCGGCGACGGCCCCCGCGCACCACAUGGCUCCUGGCACUCAGUCUCCCCACACCGACGGGCACGGCCACAUGAACGCGCACGACAGCAGCAUGGGGGGAAUGCACGACAUGGGUGGAAUGCACGACAUGGGUGGAACGCACGACAUGGGGGGGAUGAUGAUGUACUUCCACUUUGGACUUACGGAAACCGUUCUGUUCAAGAACUGGGCAGUGAAUUCUGUUGGAGGCAUGGUGGGUUCGGUGGUGGGCGUCUUCAUCAUGGCUGCCAUGUACGAGGGACUCAAGUACUUCCGGGAGCACCUGUUUCGCCUGCACUUCUCGAGCAUGCACUAUUCCUCGGUGGCCGUCACGGGCCAGGACGGCCGCACCCUCACCGAAGUGCACCAGAUAGCCAGGAACAGGAUUGUCAGUUGGGCACACUUCCUCCAGACAUUCCUGCACAUGGUACAGGUGGUGCUGAGUUACUUCCUCAUGCUGAUCUUCAUGACGUACAACGUGUGGCUAUGUCUGGGCGUAGUCCUAGGGGCAGGUUUUGGCUACUUCAUCUUCGGGUGGAAGAAGGCGACGGUCGUGGACGUCACCGACCACUGUCACUAACGUCGACCCCUGGCCGAUCCAGAAAAGGAAACGAUUGUCAUACUUGUCGAUGCCGAGUUCGAAGCGACGCAUCGGUCAACGGCUACGCGCGAACCUAGACGUCUGUACAGGAAUAGGGUCCUCAAACUUGUUCGUUCCUGGGGCUUGUAGAUUUACCGUGGUGUGAUCCUCCAGUGCUGAAUGCAGAUCCCGACAUACUGUUUGCGAGCAAGAGUGAGUGGAUUAUGUAUCUGAAGUCCUUAAAAGAUGAUUUUUCCAUCCUCGCAGAUGUGCUAGGAAUUGCGAUCUUGCCCGUGAACAGUAUGUAGGUUUACAUAGGCCUCGAGAUGGAACCGAGUAUCAAGUGAUGUUUUCAGAGAUGAGAGAGUGGCCCUGUUUCUGCCCAUGUGCUGUUGAUCAAAUCGACUGCUUGUAUGUUGGGGAGCGUUUUCGAAGACUUUUUUUUGGUCCGGCAACUUUGCACAGGCCAUUCAAGAAUGACAAUGGCGGGAAUCGCGCUGCAAAAUGUGCGGUGGUGCUUCAGCACGCAGUACGUGUUUUUGCCGUGUUACAACCUAGCCUCAAGCCACUUGCACAGUAACACUUGCUGGCAUUUGUUGUGAAGCCACUUUAUGGGACCAGUAGUUUUUCACAACUCUGCCUCAGUUUUCGUACGAGGUCUGGUACAAUAAAGACGAAAAAAAGUAUGGUGAUGUUGACUCCCCAGGUGUGUACUUUGUUUUGUAAAUCGAUGGUAACGGCUAAUGUAUGUUCAGUUUCUGUUGAGGUAAACAAACUCGCAACUUUCAAGGCCAACGACUGGAAACAGUUGAUGCCAUGUGAAUGGCGAUUUGUAUUACUUGAGAUUACAUCCUUACAGAACUGGCAAGCACCUAGCCAUUGUGAGCUCCUUUAUCACCAAUAAUUGUACCUAAUUACUAUUAGUUCUGUCAUUUAUCAAUCUGUGCUUUCUAGAUUGUUUUUUGUUCCUGAAAUAAGUGUUCAGAAAUUACGGUCCUCGGAAAAUAUGUACAAGUUUAUUCGUCUUAAUCCCUUUAUAGAGCUAAGUAGCUUUGUGGAGCCCUCGAAAUAAAUUCAAGUUGCUCUUUCUUCGUACCCUACUUACCAUGGCGACAUUUCAUAUCGUAAAUGUUUAAAGAUUUGGACAUCGUAGUAGCUCAAAAUCAACAUCUGGUUUUAUGGGUGUUUGAUUUUGAAUGGCUCCUUGAGAGUUGUUAGCUGGGAACCAGCAUUUUGUUUGUUUUUCCCUCGUUUCUCCCGAUGCAACAAUGCACACAUUGGAACUGCUUAAACUUCGAUUUCCUUUGUCAAUUUGCCAAAGAAUUUUGCUUAGAAUAAACAAAGCAAGAAAAAUGAAGUGUUUAGACUUUGAUCAGAUGUACACUUUUUGCUGGCUGAGGUUUCAGAGUCCGAUCAAGAGCCCCAGUCGCCAAGUGUAAAUUUACACGGCUGUGCAUAUUACACUCGAGCACACUGCUGUGCCCAGUCUUCAAAUUGCCAUCCUACAACUUGAGCCAAAACUGCCCACUUGUUCACAUGUUGGAACCUUCUGCCAGUCUCCCAUUUCAUUCUGUUCUCCCCAUCUGCAAUCUGUUAGAAUGCUCCUCCUUAAAGAGCUUGUUGCAUUUCUUCUUGUGCUUGUCGAAACGUAAUUGCAUGCCCAAAGUGUCGUGUGGGCUCUGCCAAUCGAUAAUUUAAUCCGAGCUGUAGUCCUUUCCUCAGCGUGGAUUUGUCACUGCUCUAACAAUGGAUCCGCAGUAGUGGAAGCUAUGUGACGGAGUUUUCCCCGUCGUAAGUGGCAGUACUUACGAGGAGCUUACACACGACAGUGCAUGUGUGUGUGUGUGUGUGUGUGGAGGGGGGGGGGGGGGCGUGAGUGUGUGUGGAUGUGUGUGCUUAUUUGCAAAUGCAGUGCUACUAUUUUCCUGUUAUUUGUAGCAUAUUCAUCUCGCUACUCAUGCAGGCUUAAAUUUUAAGUUCACAGUGACAAAUCUGUGCCAUGCAGAUAAACUCACACCUGUUGGAACUGUACGGUAUACUGCUGUGAAGGCUAAGUGCUCUUUGGGGUGGGGAAAUCGCAUCCUGGUUUUGUACAGACCGUACAAGAACGUAGAAUAGCACUAGCAAAAUUUGAUGUUUGGGAGGGUAGUGUACUGCUAUCGCUGUUGGUGAUGUAACGUGUUUGCAUCUUGAGGGAAGAGAGCUGAAGAGGUUCAAAGGAAUGCUUUCAUACAAGGUUUAAAGUGUAUACGUUGGAAAAUUACUGUGAUAACAUUCUGAGAUAUCAUUCUUUUUUUUUUUUCUUUGCUCAUACCAUUUUUUAGAAAACAUUGUUAAAAAAAUGGUUGUAAUUGUUUUCUAUUUGAUCCUCAUAUUCAAACUCUCUGCCAUGUUGCAGCGUACUCGUAUAUGGGCCGGGCAACCUUGAUGGGUGCAUUUCUUGUAAUUUUGUACUGCUUUUUAAAAGUGGAUAUUUUUGUUUCAUUAUUGUUAGUAUUAAAAGAAAUGCGACUUGU